AUGGGCGGCGCACCAGCAAGCAACGAGUUAGCAAUUGCAUGCCCUAAACAAAAUUUGGCAUAUAUUAGAAGUACAAUUGAACAAGAACGAUUAUCAUCUUUAGCAUUAAUAAAUAUAGAAAAAGAUUAUCAAAUCGAUAUUGAUACCAUUGUAACCCAUUUUAUGAUUUCAUGGUUGAAAAAAGUAGAUUUAAGUGAUAAUCCGGUUAGACGAUGGCUGAAACAAGGUACAAAUUCAUCAACAUUCGUUUCUACGUUAUUUAAAACUGGUGAUCGAUGUUGUGAAAAUAAAGGAUGGCAGUCUAUUGAAUGUCAUAUGAAUAAUAAAAAAUAUCGUGAUAGUAUAAAACUAUUCAAAGAAAAUACCACAUUUACUGCUCGAACUGAAUCAACUCUUUCAAUGAUAACAGUUGCUGCUCUCUAG
Adineta steineri is the source of this 423-nucleotide messenger RNA. The record is from the annotation of a GenBank genome assembly. Lineage: Eukaryota; Metazoa; Rotifera; Eurotatoria; Adinetida; Adinetidae.